Messenger RNA from Knipowitschia caucasica, 927 nucleotides. NCBI's taxonomy places the organism in Eukaryota, Metazoa, Chordata, Actinopteri, Gobiiformes, Gobiidae. The record is from the annotation of a GenBank genome assembly.
AUGGGGCAGCAGCAUUUGGAGCAUGCCGAGUUCAGUGUUUGGAUCUGUAAUGAUAACAGUGAAGCUUUAAAGAAGCUUAUAGCCUCACACAGGGUUGCCAUAACAGCAUGGGUCGCCGCUCCUCUGACAGUGAGGAUGACAAAAGUGAGCAGCCGGAGCCAACGGUCCCGUAGGAGCCGGGACAGGGACAGGGACAAGAGACGGAGAAGGCGCUCCAGCAGCAGUUCAUCUCACAGUUCAUCGCGUAAGAGGCGGAGUCGCAGUGCAGACAGGGAUAAAGGAAGAAGCCAUCGGUCACACCGGUCACGCAGUCGAGACAGAAGGUCCCAUUCUCGCCACCGUCGCUCUGGAAGCCGCAGCCACAGCCGUCGGAGAAGCCGCGACCGGAGUCGACGCAAAGACCGGGACAGGGACCGUGACAAAGACCGCGGCAAAGAUAAAAAAGGCAAAAAGGGAGACCCCGGGAGCAUCAAAUCCAAAGGGCUGGAACAUCUGACUCCAUCGGAACAGGCCAAAGUCCGAAUGCAACUGGUUUUGCAGGCUGCAGCCAAGACGGACGAGGUGCUGAAGGCUAAAGUGGCAAAAAGAGAAGAGGAUGCGCACAAGAAACUGCUAGAAGAAGGAACUUCUCUAGAGGAACAAGUGCGAAGGAUAAAGGACAUUGAAGCCAUUGAGAGUGAUUCUUUUGUUCCUCAGGCUUUCAAAUCAUCCCGGGACCAACUAAAGGUUGAAGUCAAAGAAGAAGAAGAAGUAGAAGAAGAAGCUGUAUCUCAGGACGUCAGUCUUCCAGUGUCGACUGUGUAUAAUGACACAGACACACUGGCUCAUCCUAAUCUGUUUAUGGACAAAGACAAAGCAGAGGAACUGUGGAUGAAGAGACUGAUCUCCUUACGACAAGAAAGACUAUUGGGCAGUCCUGUCGCAUAA